Messenger RNA from Sphenostylis stenocarpa, 1302 nucleotides. The record is from the annotation of a GenBank genome assembly. NCBI's taxonomy places the organism in Eukaryota, Viridiplantae, Streptophyta, Magnoliopsida, Fabales, Fabaceae.
AUGUCAACUUCAAAUGUACUUGCUCAAUUGCAUCUUCAAGAUGGGGAAAUUCGUGCUAAUCGCAGCGGCACCGUCACUGAAUUUGAUCUCACCAACAACACUCUCCACUACAACCUCCCUCUCAGUAUCUCAAUCCACAACCCCAACAAGUUUGUCGGCAUCUACUACGACUACGUCGAAGCAAAUGCGUCGUACCAUGAUGUCGAACUCAGUUCUCAGACCUUCGGAACCUUCUUCCAACCCCACAACAACGACCUUCCAGAUGGCCCCUACCAAGCAAAAAAUCCACAAGUCUACCGGCGACAAGGUUCUCUGAAGCAACUGGCGACAAAGACUGCUCGUAAGUCUGUUCUGGCAAUCAACGGAAUGACGAAGCCCCACAAGUUCAGGUCAGAACCUGAGGCUCUUCAAUUAGUGUCUUGUCUGGUACCUUCGAAUCAUGACGCCCUUCACCGCCUGAACCACACACCACCACAACUAGCCCUCGCCCCUAAAAUCACCGUACGCACCAUCCGUCAACUUGAACCGAAUCGCCAUGAAGAGCUUCACGUCGAUGGAAAAAGCCCCGAAGGCGUUCUCCCUGUUGAAUCCGGAAGCCUGGUCGGCGGAGAGUGGCAUCACGCGCUGGCCCUUGAAGAGGGGACUGACGAGGGUGGUGUUUUUGGUGUCCUGGAAGAAGGGCUCCAAUGUCUGGGAGGCGAAUCGAACAUCCUCGUAAAAAGCGAGCGCAUCGAUAUGGUCGUAGUAGACGCCGAGCCUGCGGUUGGGGUUGCGGAUGGAGACGUUGACGGCGAGGUCGUAGUGGAGCGUGUUGUUGGAGAGCGUGAAGCGCGUGAGGGUGGCCUCGGUGGCGUGGAAUUUGAGGACGUUGGGGCGAACGAUGAGCCAGAAGAGGAACACGAUAAUGGCGGCGAUGAUGAUCAGGGUCGUGAGUAUCUUGCAGAUGAGGCUCAGGAUGCAGUUGAAGAUGCACCCGCAGCAGCAGCUCAGGCACCCGCACCCCCCGCCCCCGCGGGACGAGCGGCGGUAGUAUUUCCGCGGAGGCGGCGGCGGAAUGGGAGGGCCGUAUUUAAGUCUGGGCAUGUCGACGUCCGUGGUGGAGAACCGAACGCCCUCGUAGAGCGCGUGGGCGUGAACAGCGUCGUAGUAGAUCUUGAGUUUCUUGUUAGGGUUUCGUGCUGUGAUGUUGAGUACGAGGUUGUAGCUAAGGGUGGUGUUGGGGGCGUAGUCGAAUUGCGUGAGCUUGGCGUCGGUAACGUGGAAUCUGAAGGAGCGGGGUGUGAUGAUGAUGAUGAUGUAUAA